Ceutorhynchus assimilis (cabbage seed weevil) is the source of this 1184-nucleotide messenger RNA. NCBI's taxonomy places the organism in Eukaryota, Metazoa, Arthropoda, Insecta, Coleoptera, Curculionidae. The record is from the annotation of a GenBank genome assembly.
CCAUUCAUUUCAGGGCUACCUCAGAAGUCUGGGCAUGGCUCGUACCGCCGAAGUGAAACGCGACGCCCGUAUCGGCGAAGCCGAAGCCCGAGCCGACGCCGCCAUUAAAGAGGCCAUAGCCGAGGAACAAAGAAUGGCUUCGGUUUUCCUCAACGACACCGAAAUCGCCAAAGCCAAGCGCGAUUUCGAACUGAAAAAGGCCGCCUACGACAUGGAGGUGCAAACGAAAAACGCCGAAGCCGAAAUGGCUUACGAAUUACAAGCGGCCAAAACCAAACAGAAGAUUAAGGAAGAGGAAAUGCAGAUAAUGGUUGUUGAACGGACUCAGCAAAUUGCUGUACAAGAACAAGAAAUUGCUAGAAGAGAGCGCGAAUUGGAAGCAACAGUGCGACAACCUGCCGAAGCUGAAAAAUUCCGUUUGGAAAAAAUAGCAGAGGCAAACCGCAAGAAGGUGUUGCUUGAAGCUGAGGCUGAAGCCGAAGCUUUAAGAUUGAAAGGUGAAGCUGAAGCUUAUGCCAUAGAAGCCAAAGCUAAGGCUGAAGCUGAACAAAUGGCUAAAAAAGCUGAAGCUUGGAAGGAUUACAAGGAAGCUGCCAUGAUUGAUAUGUUUUUGGAUGUUUUACCUAAAAUGGUAGCUGAAGUUGCUGCGCCUAUUUCUCAAGCCAAAAAAAUUACUAUGGUUUCUACUGGAAGCGGCGAAGUUGGGGCUUCAAAAUUGACUGGAGAAGUUUUGGAUAUUGUCAAUAGAGUGCCUACUUUGGUCAAAUCUAUGACGGGAGUUGAUAUUGCCAAGGUAUUAGACAAAUCUCACAGAGGCAUUGGCGAUUUUUAACCAUUUCAUUCAUUUUUACUAACAAGAGUCUGUGAAAUCUGCAGCGUAAAGGACCAAAAUCCGGCAAGAAGUUUUUAUUUUUUUCUAUUGAGACAAUUUUCUAGUCAUUCUCUCUGGCGGUUGAUGUUUGCAUUUAUUCUCAAUACGAAUUAUUUUAUUAUUAGCUGAUAAUUAUUAUUAUAAAAAUUAUUAAUUGAACAAUAGUAAAGAUCUGAUUUUAUACAAAUAAUCAAUUAAUAAUUUUUUUAAAGCUGUAUCGAGUGCACAAAUAUUUUUGUUACUUAAUUUUUAACGCAUUUUUUUAGCUUUUAGUAUAGUAGACAAUUUUUCUUCAAUGUUGUAUGCAAUAUAA